Messenger RNA from Notechis scutatus (mainland tiger snake), 1837 nucleotides. RefSeq names its product cobalamin binding intrinsic factor (gene CBLIF). The record is from RefSeq and is a predicted model, not a curated record. Lineage: Eukaryota; Metazoa; Chordata; Lepidosauria; Squamata; Elapidae. Gene Ontology annotation, molecular function: cobalamin binding. Gene Ontology annotation, biological process: cobalamin transport.
UCUGGUGGAAGAUACAAGUGCUAUUUUUCAUUGUCAAGACAGCUCGGAAGGACAGGUCCAGUUCAGUUUUAUUUCCUUUUUCUCAACCCAACUUCUCUUCCAUGAAAUUUAUCCCUUCCUAGCCAUUAAUAUGUGCUAGAUGCAUGGCUCAGCAAAUGAUUUCUUAGCAAGUGGCUGUUCUCUCACAGAUUGUGUCAACAUCUUGCCAAAUUACAUUAGCCAUCUUCCUUCUGCUAAUAUGUACAUUUGCCCCACCAAUUUCUCUGAAAAGAUUUGUUCUUUGGCAUCUCCUACUCAAACUGGUUCCCACGCAAUGUUGAGGAAAUUGAGAUAAGCAAAGAAAGUCAACAGUGCUAGAAAUGGAGAUAAAAGAUUGGCAGGGAGUCUAUAUAAAGGGGGAAAAAAACACGUUUUCACCAUUGACUUCAAAAAUUUUACCACAUCAAGGAAGACCUGGCCUAAAAGAAAGGACAAACACAGAUUCCUAUCCCAAAAUGUUCCUCUUCACUAUUAUCCUGUAUGUGUUCUGCACAGUCACCAAUGCGGCUUCCAUUUCUUCAGGAACUUGCUCUGUCCCAAAUGAUCAGCAAGGGUUGGUUAGCAGCAUCCUGACUCAACUGGAAAACUGGGCCAGCCUGCAGGGCAAACCUGACCCCAGUAUCCUGAUUGCUUUGAACCUGGCUAAGGACCACAACCUUAGUGUGAUAAUGCAUUUGGUGCAACAGAUAAAAGAAACAGCUGGAACAGAGAUGACCUCUGGCAAAGUGGCCCUUUAUGUUCUAGCUCUUCGGUCCGCCUGUCAGAAUCCUGCUGAUGUCACCACGCCAGAAAAACAUGUCAACCUGGUCCAAGUCCUUGAGAAGAAAACAAAGGAAGAGAUUAAGCAUAUCCAAACUACUGGGACUCCCAAGACAACCUACUACCAAUUGGCUCUAGAUACUUUGGCUCUGUGUGUAGAAAAAAGUCCAGAACUUGAAAGGGCUGCCAAUGCCCUGGCCAAGGAAGUGCUGGCUAAUAGUUUCCAGUUCAAAGGUCAUUUCUCUGUAGAUACUGCUGCUGUAGCAACUCUAGCACUGUUCUGUGUGUAUGAAGGAAGGAUCUCGCCUCAACAGAGCAAAUUUAUAGAAACUAUACGAGAAGCCUUGGCCCUGGCCACAAAGCAAAUCCUUAAUGAACAGCAGUCUAAUGGCCUCCUUGGAAAUAUCUAUAGCACUGGCCUUGCAAUCCAGGCUCUCAGUGUUACUUCUGAGUUCUACUCUGCUAAUGCAUGGAAUUGCCCAAAGACCCUGAAUGAAGUGCUGAGUAAGAUCACCGAGGGAGCCUUUAGCACUCCAGCUGCUUCUUCUCAGAUCCUACCUUCUCUGGUGGGCAAAACGUAUUUGGAUGUCAGGGGUCUCACUUGCAGCUCCAAAACUGUAACAGUGAAUUAUACAGUAACCAAUGAUCUAAUAGGACCUUAUUUCAAGUAUUCCACAGCUGUGCAAGUGCCAAAGGGUUCUGUGCUGCUCACUGUCUUAAAAGCAGCUCAACAAUUUAAUGCAAAGGAAUUCAGCUUUCAAACAAAGGAGACUUCUUGGGGCCCCAUGGUCACCUCUAUCAAUGGCGUCCAAGGCAGCACCAAUGAAAAGACUUACUGGCAGUUCCUCAGUGGCAAAACACCCCUUGAACAAGGUGUUGGCAGCUACAAACCGAAAAAUAAUGAGAAAAUUGUGGCUAAGUUCAGUAGAUAUUGAAUUAUCACCUACAAUAUAAGAUAGGACUAACAUUCAAGCCUGCUUUGUAUCAGAGGAUCCCCUUUUCAGUCAAAAAUGUGUCAAGAUGACAAUAAAAAUGUUGA